Molecule: messenger RNA, 2312 nt
Organism: Phaedon cochleariae (mustard beetle)
Lineage: Eukaryota; Metazoa; Arthropoda; Insecta; Coleoptera; Chrysomelidae
Source: the annotation of a GenBank genome assembly
CCUUAUAACACUUUCUGACACUCUGAAGUCUGAAGAUUUCAAUUUUCAAUAUUUUGAUUAUUUUGGAGAAAAAUUAAAAAAUAAUUAUGACUCUAUAAUUUGAAAACCAGAGCAAAUCAUACAAAAUAUACAGGUGAUUGAGGUGAUCGAUAAUAGAAUAAUAUUUUGUUGGUUAUCUAUGAGUGUGACUCCUUGAAACAACAAAAAAUGACUUCAGAUGAAGAAAAAUUCACCAUGGAAAAAAGUAGCUGUAAUGAAUCAGUUCAAGUGGUAGUUCGCUGUAGGCCCCUCAAUGAAAAAGAGAAUGAUUCAAAUUGCACUAGUGUUGUGAAGAUUUAUCCUAGUAGAGGAGUCAUUGAAGUUGAGAACCCUAAUGCACGAAGUGAAAACGAGAAGAAUAAAAUAUUCACCUAUGAUUCUGUGUAUGACGAGAGAUCCACUCAACAAAACCUAUAUGAUGAAACAGUUAGACCCCUGGUUGCCUCAGUGCUUGAAGGAUACAAUGGUUGUGUGUUUGCUUAUGGACAGACUGGAACAGGAAAAACAUUUACUAUGGAAGGAGCUGAUGGAGAUGAGAAAGGUAUCAUACCAAGAGCAUUUGAACAAAUUUGGGCACACAUAGACAGAAAAACAGGUGUGGAGUUUUUAGUUAGUGUGAGAUAUCUGGAAAUUUAUAUGGAGGAGAUAAGAGACCUGUUGCGCUCGAAAUCGACCAAGCCGCACGAGCUGCGCGAAACCAACGGCCAAGGCGUCACCGUCACCAACCUGCACUCGCAGACCUGCCAGAGCGCCAAGGACAUGUGCAGGGCGAUGCGCGCCGGCAACGCUAUACGCACCACCGGCCGCACGAACAUGAACGAGCACAGCUCGCGCUCGCACGCCAUCUUCCAGAUCGUGAUCGAGAUGGCCGAGGAGCGCUCCAAGUCGGUCAAGAUCGGCAAGCUGAGCCUGGUCGAUCUGGCCGGCAGCGAACGUCAGUCGAAGACCGGCGCUACGGGGGACAGGUUCAAGGAGGCUACGAAGAUCAACAAGUCGCUUUCUUCUUUGGGCAAUGUCAUCUAUGCUUUGGCAGAAAAUUCUUCUCACAUUCCUUAUCGGGACUCGAAACUGACGAGACUCCUUCAAGAUUCGUUGGGAGGAAACAGCAAAACAAUCAUGAUUGCCAACGUAGGACCUGCUAGUAUGAAUUAUGAAGAAACAAUAGUAACUCUCAGAUAUGCUUAUAGAGCCAAGUCGAUCAAGAAUAAUCCUGUAAAGAACGAAGACAUGAAAGACGGUAAGCUUCUGGGUCUCCAGCAAGAGAUCGAACGUCUCAAACAGCUCAUCAUGGAGAAAAGUAACGGAGAUUUCAAUGCGAGUUUCAACGAAACUGAUGACAAUGAUAUCGAGAGCGACGAAGAGGGCAGUAAAGAAGAGAAAGAAAAGAAAUUGGAGUUAGGAAAGAUGGAGGUCGAUGAACUGGCGAAAAAAUUGAAGGCUUUGGAAAAACAGAUGGUCCACGGUGGAAAAAAUAUCGUAGAUAGCGUGAACGAGAACGAAAUGAGACUUGAACAACAAAGAGGAGAAAUUGCAGCAAGAAAGAAACGUGAAGUAGAGAUGCAACAAAAACUGGAAUUGGAGGAAGAGACCUGCAUUGAAUUGAAGCAGGUCUUCGCAAGUCUGCAGCAACAAGUCGAUUUUAAAAGAGAUAAACUGAAACGUCUCAACAGCAAGUUGCAAUCCAUUAGGCAAGAAAUAAGGGAUAAUCACGAAGUAUACGUCAAAGACCGACAAGAAAUUGAAGAAGCGAAUGAUGAAGCUGCCAUGCAUUUAAGAAAGUGGUUUCUCAUAAUCGACAACUUUGUACCAUCAGAGGAGAGAACCAGAUUGAUCAACUUGGCCCAGUUUGAUGACAACAUCGAUAACUGGGUGUUGAGAAAAGAAAAAAUUAGGAUCAACCCUGCAGACAGACCUUUCGCUCACAAUUAUAGGAGACCGAUAUCAGAUGCAGCCUUGCAAAUGAGUCAUGCAUCUCCUAAAUACAGAGGUGAAAACGUUCUAGACUUGAAACUAGACAUGCCACUUCGUACCACUCAAGAUUACACGCCACCUGCAAUAUGUCCUCAGAUAAAAUCUAUUGUGACGGAUGUGAUUAAAAAUGAACUGGAACACGGUCACAUUGUGAUAAAAAUGCCCAGCCAUUCCAUGGGCAGGAAUGUCUCUUCCAAAGUGGAACAAGAGGGAAAGUACAAGCAAGCUACAAAAGCAAUGGUGGAUAUGCAUAAUUUCAGGAACAGGGGUGCUAGUUCUGCCAAAGCUGGUUUCCAAUGAUU